GAACGAUUUGGAAUAUUUGUACACCGAAUAACGUAUCGAAAUACAUUUUAAACAUAGACAUUUAAACUGUCAUUGAGUGAUCGUUUGUCGUUACUAUGGAAUUUACCGGGAAUGUUUAAAGAUCUGAAGAAGAAACAGGGCAAAUAUAAUGCAAGAAUUGUAGCACCAACGAUGACUAACCGAGAAUGGGGAGCAAUCAAGUGAAAGCCAAGAAAAUAAACGUAGAACAGCAGUCCAUCGCCAUCAAAAACACAGAACCGAUCACAAAUACCGCAUUAGAUGUGAUUGUGGAAGAAUCAGAUGACCACUCUGAUGCUGAAACGAGUGUAAAAGCAGAAACAAAUAAUGAAGAAAAUGUAAAAAAUAAUGAAGAUUCCGUAGUUCCUCCAUUAGUAUUGUCUCUAGAUAAGGACGUAGAACCGUAUGACAAUGUAGCAUUAAACAAUCAGGGAAAGGAUGAGCCGAAUGAGGUACCUCCCGCCCUGCCUGGCUAUCGGCCCCCGGCACCCCAGGAGCUUACGAUCGAUGACAUCCGUCCCCCGAUACCCUGGUACGAAGAUGACGUGGAGAAGGACGAAUUUGAUUGGACAGAGGUCGAGGAGGAUAUGCAGCAGUAUGACGAGGACAGGACGGUCAGCUCGUUCCCUUCAAGCUACGCAACUCCGGGAACUUCAAUAACACCGCGGUCAGUUUUGAUUAACUCCCCUUUUGUGUCUGGUCCGCUCUCUUCUCGUCCUCUCAUUUCGCCGUCAGGUCGGAAAGUGUCAUUCAUGCAUCAAGAACGAACCCGCAAUUUUGUUCGUAGAGGCGGAUCUGCUGUAUCGGUUGACGCCGUAUCCAUACAUGGUAUACCACGUCGUCAUCAUCCGAGAAAAGGCUCUUUGAAUUUCGCUGUGAUAGACAAUCAUGUUCGAAAGACGACACCCGAACAUUCGAAGACGUUUUCAGCGUUGGUGGACUUCUUACGGCAGCCAAUACGGUUCCAUCCGCUAUCUGACAUCAUGAUGGCUAGGGCGGCUAUCGUCUGGCUUGCCUACCAGAACAUCAAGAGCGCCCUUCUAGUACAUCCAACUAUUUCAACACCAAAAGGCCUCAUUAAGUUGCUCGCUCAAGGAAAUAUAUCGUACUCGGAAGCAUAUGUAGUUCUUUGCAGGGAAGCGGGUCUUCAGGCAGUGUUAAUCGACGGAAUCGCGAAAGAGAGCGAUAUGGAUAUGGUGGACAUUCGGUCCCAGGUGGCACCGGAUUCCUGGGUCGCCGUCAAUGUAGAGGCAGACUGGCAGAUUGUCCAUCCAUACUGGAUUUGCAAGCGACUUGAUGGUCUUGGAUGGUCAUUCGAUGACUUGAUACGACGAGAAGAAGAACAAAGUGGUCGAAAGCGCUCUGAAAUUGUACAACAGUUAAAGACAGUGUUGAAGACAUUUAUAAAUGAAGACUAUUUCAUGCCUACCCCGGAAGUGUUUGUUCAUUCAAACUGGCCGGAAGAGCCCCGUUGGCAAUUGCUUAGACCACAACAUACGGUUCAAACAAGAGAGGAGUUUUAUGCACUACCAAUACUGUCCCCAGCCUUUUUUAGAUACGGACUACGAUUAGUAUCUGAACGAUCAUGUGUUCUUGAGUCUGUGCUGGGGAAAGUUAAAAUUUGGAUAGCUGCGGAUUUCAACAAUGCCCAUAGAUUAACAUUAUCGGCUGAGUUGUUUUUAUUAGAAACACCUUUUUCAAACGCUAAAUGCAUUCUCCCUGAUCUUCCAAGGAUGAUGAUACAAAGCAGACAUAAUGAGUUCUUUUAUUUUGAAAUACGAUUUCCCAUUGAAGGUGCUUUCAGACUGGAAAUCAGCGGUGGUUAUCAUAAAUCACAUCGUCUUCGACUCUGCCAAUUUAAACUCAUAUGCAACGAACGAAUGAGGAACUUCAAAUUUACGCCGUACUUCGCGGAACCACUUAUGUGGGGUCCGGGACCAGAAUGUUUUGACAACGGACUUGUGCUUCCGUCGAAACCAACGGGUAUAGUGAAGGUGUAUCAGCAAGUUAUUGCUCCGGAUCCGCACAAUCCGACCCCUUUGGAUAGACCUCCAAUGUACAAACAAAAGCAAUUCUUGUUUCACUUGCAUGUUGACAAAUCAAAAAUGAUAGACUAUAUAACAGAGGUUCACGGUUUCCUACCAGAUGAUAACAGUAGGGAGGUCACACCGCUAGAUGCAACGGGGCAGUUACUGCUAAAGAAGAAGCAUCAAUCAGCAAAGAAAAGCAAUGUCUCGCCUGAGAAACAAGACUAUUCCGAUUUUGCAGAGUGCUAUAGGGACACUAGGAGGAGGCAGCUGGUAUUAAAUAUACAGAUACCGCAUCCAGGGGAAUUUGCUUUGGUGAUAAGUGCAGUUCCAUAUACUAUAGAUGAAGAUGGCCAGACAAAGAUUUUUGGAGAACCUGUCAAAGUGUGUGUUUACAUGCUGAGAACUGUAGACGAUUCUCUAAGAGAGAAUGUCCAUCAAAAGCUUGCCCGAGCCGAGUUACAGACUACUAUGCAAGGAAAAAAUCCGACAGCGGUUUACAAUGCUCUAGAAAAGUGUCACAGGGUGAAAAUACACAGGCACGACGACGAGCUGGCAGCAGGGCGAAACAGAGCUGCGUUCUUGUCUUUGAGAAAAGAAAUAUUUGACGCAAUACACCGACGAAACUACAGAGUCUGCAACGAAACGUUGAUGAAAACGUCCCGAUACCGCGACAAGGGUGCGUUGAUAGUGGAGACUCGGCGAUUGUUCGCUGUACGCAAGCAACUCAAACUUCUGCUACAAUUCCCAAAGUAUGUUCCCGAGCUUCGUCACGCGGGAGAUGAGUUGAUAUAUGUGCAUGAUCCUCAACCGGAAGUGCAUAUUACGAUGGGUGCUCUGUUUCUACUUCUGGAAGAACCUGAUCGAGCGAUCGAGAGUUGGGAUUACAUCGUCAAACAUCUUAGUAACGACCAUGUGUACAAAAAGAUGUACUUGAUAGCUGAACUGUUCCCUUCGAAGAACACUCGUACCAAGAUUCUUACGCUCUUAGCAGAAUAUGACUACGAACGGGUGAAGCGUGUCAGUGCUGCUGCCUCCAAAUUCUAUAUUUGGACUCAGAAGGUGAUCGGUGUACUGGAGGACAUGGACUUUACGAUAGACGAGGACGCUGCUAAGAAACUCAGUGAGGAUGCGGCCCUGCGGAAGGAGAAAGAGGAAAAUCAGGUUCAUCUUACGCUUGCAAAGGAUGCAAACCAAUUACACAAAACACCCGCUAACGACGACAAACACUUGCAGACGACCAAGAAGGUGCAGAUUAUAACGGAGGAAGACCUAUGACUGGUUUAUAGCUGUGAUGUAGAAAUAUGUCAGGGAACUUAUUUACCAAAGGUGCAACGUGCAAUAAGCUGACAGCGAACUAUAAUGACUAGCUAGAUGUAUUCCUUGGAUUAAUGUCGGUCAUUUAACAGUGUUAAACUUGUAUAGAAUAAAUGAAUAUUUAUUAUACGGAAUCAGUCAUAUAGUUUUAAUAUAAGUAUUUGACAUACAUAAUUAAACAAUGAUGUUUGAAUCAUAGUUGCAACUUUUCAAAAUGUGUCAUAUUAUUGUAUAUAUGCGUUUACAUGUGGGCAUAAAUACAUGAUGGAAUAAUU
This is a messenger RNA of Mya arenaria, 3637 nucleotides long. RefSeq lists its product as uncharacterized. The record is from RefSeq and is a predicted model, not a curated record. The transcript has 12 exons. The coding region runs from base 186 to 3323 and encodes 1045 amino acids. NCBI's taxonomy places the organism in Eukaryota, Metazoa, Mollusca, Bivalvia, Myida, Myidae.